AUGAGCCGAGACGCGUGUUUGUCUGAGAAGGCAGAGACCAUCCUCUGGUCUACCGAUGUUUGGGCCGGAGACCCUGACGGCGACAUAACGCUCAGUUUCGAGGACGAAGCGUGGAGGGUCAAGAAAGACAUCGUCACCGCCCACUUCCCCUGGAUUAUACCGGCCAUGGCCCGAGCAGAGCCGAUCUACUUCCUCGCCGAACGCUUCCGGCUCGGCAGCCUCAAGCUGGGCAUGGCGGCGUGCGUGGAGGAGCUCUCGCGGCACGUGGUAGCGGUGGCGGGCCACCACUGCGCGCACUGCCGGUUCUCGCGCGGCGAGGUCGACUGGGAGGAGAAGCAGCACCUGGCGUCGUUCCUCGACGCCGUGCUCAUCGUGGAGUCGCAGCCGUGGAGCGCCAAGAUGGUCAAGGCCAUGUACGACGCCGGCGACCGCAUGAAGGCGCGCUUGUUGAGGUUGCCGGCGUUUCGGUUGUUUGUGGAGGAGUUUCCAGAGGGGAUGGGCUUUGCGCAGGCGAUUGGGGCGUAUAGGUUUUGA
This is a messenger RNA of Chaetomium globosum CBS 148.51, 534 nucleotides long. RefSeq lists its product as uncharacterized. The record is from RefSeq and is a predicted model, not a curated record. NCBI's taxonomy places the organism in Eukaryota, Fungi, Ascomycota, Sordariomycetes, Sordariales, Chaetomiaceae. Bases 1 to 534 code for a protein of 177 amino acids. The transcript is spliced from 2 exons.